Messenger RNA from Lotus japonicus, 758 nucleotides. RefSeq lists its product as uncharacterized. The record is from RefSeq and is a predicted model, not a curated record. The transcript has a single exon. Gene Ontology annotation, cellular component: chloroplast. The coding region runs from base 35 to 577 and encodes 180 amino acids. Lineage: Eukaryota; Viridiplantae; Streptophyta; Magnoliopsida; Fabales; Fabaceae.
AAAAUAUAACCACACAUUAUCCUCAGCCAAAGCAAUGGACACCACCUCCCUCUCUUCAAACUCACCUUCCCUCAUCUUUCUCUCUAGACGUUCACUCCCAUCAACCAGGCACAACCAGAUCCUCCUGCAUCAACGCCAUGGUUCUCUCAGUUUCAACCCCAUCACAUGCACUAGCAGCAGCGGCAGCAAUACAACUGAUGAUGAUGCAGAUUCAGUUCAAGCACCCACCAAAACACCACCUGUGGAACUAAAGCUCCGGAGAAGUAGAUCAAGAAGGCAAGCCAAACUACAAAGAGAGAAGAAUGGAGCAGUCUCAAACAGCAUGCAAACCUUAAAUGCAAAGGCUUCAGAGAAACCUCCUAAGAAAUGGGAGGACAUGAGUUUGACUGAGAAGGCAAUAGAGCUGUAUGUGGGAGAGAAGGGUGCUCUGUUUUGGCUCAACAAAUUUGCUUAUGCUUCAAUCUUCAUCAUGAUUGGGGCUUGGAUAGUGUUCAGGUUUGUGGGUCCUGCGCUCAACCUUUACCAGCUGGAUGCUCCUCCACUGGCUCCUACUGAUACAUUCAAGGGACCUUCCUGAUGUAAAGAUGAUCUAGGAUUAUGCUACUCUGCUUCCUCAACAGAGAAUUUGGUUUGCCUUUUACCAUGUUUCUUACAAAGAUUGUGUACUUUGGACAAUGUAUGUGCAACUAUCAAGGAGCACAAAAAGCGAUAGUUUUUUUGUUAGAAGAGAGUUGCAAUGAUAACAGAUAUUUCUUUUA